Molecule: messenger RNA, 1174 nt
Organism: Capsella rubella
Lineage: Eukaryota; Viridiplantae; Streptophyta; Magnoliopsida; Brassicales; Brassicaceae
Product: CCR4-NOT transcription complex subunit 9
Exons: 9
Coding region: 116-1042 (308 amino acids)
Biological process (GO): negative regulation of translation; mRNA catabolic process
Cellular component (GO): P-body; CCR4-NOT core complex; CCR4-NOT complex
Source: RefSeq, a predicted model, not a curated record
AUAAAUACGCCUCAUCUCUCAAUUUCACAACAAAUCAGCAGCAAAGUAAGAGGAUUCUCUCGUCGUCUGCGGCGCGUGGUGAAAGGGGCUCUCUCUCUCUCUCUCUCUCUCUCUAAUGGCUAAUCGUCCUCCUCCUUCGCUCUCCUUCGCUCGCUCCUCAGGAGCUUCUUCUGCUUCCUCCACCAAUGAUCGCAAUCCGCUGUCGGCGGAGCAGUUGAUUCUCAAUCUCAGCGAUUUCCAGCUCCGGGAAAAUGCUCUUCAGGAAUUGUCCAAGAAGAGGGAGCACUUUCAUAACUUGGCUCCGCUUGUGUGGCAUUCUGUUGGUACCAUUCCUGCUCUUCUUCAGGAGAUUAUUGCAGUUUACCCUUACCUAUCUCCUCCAACCAUGACUUCUGCUCAAUCCAACAGGGUCUGCAAUGCACUUGCGCUUCUCCAGUCUGUUGCUUCUCAUCCUAAUACGAGGAUGUUGUUCCUGAAAGCCCAUCUGCCAUUGUACAUGUAUGCUUUCUUGAAUACAUCGAGCAAGUCAAGGCCGUUUGAGUUCCUGCGGCUGACUAGCUUGGGGGUUAUUGGUGCACUUGUUAAGGUUGAUGAUGCUGAAGUGAUCAGAUUUCUUCUUCAAACUGAAAUUGUCCCACUGUGCCUCCGGACAAUGGAAAAUGGUAGCGAGUUAUCAAAGACUGUUGCUACUUUCAUUGUUCAGAAAGUUUUGCUGGACGAUGUUGGGCUUGAAUACAUGUGCACCACAUCGGAGAGAUUCUUUGCUCUGGGUCGAGUUUUGGGAAAUAUGGUUACGUCACUUGCAGAAGGACCCUCUCCUAGGCUGCUAAAGCACAUCGUACGCUGUUAUCUCCGCUUGACAGAGAACAACAGAGCCUGUGAUGCGCUUGGAAGUUGCCUUCCUGAUCUUCUGAGAAAUGCUGCCUUCAGCAAAUGUCUCUCAGAUGAUCAAAUUGCAAUGGCAUGGCUGCACCAACUGCUUCACAACAUUAACAAUGGCGGUAGAGCACCUCAAGAGUUGGUUCAUAUGUUUGUGAAUUAAAUAGGAUCCCAGAGAUUAUUAUUCAUUGGACAAAAAUGUUAGGUGGAAUGAGAACUACAGAUGAGAAACAGAAACUCUCAAGCAAAGAUUUUGAGUUUGAUGAAUAUAUGUACUUGGAUUUCCUGACCGCCU